GUACUAACGCCAUUCACAGUCGAGAUCCAAUGUCCUGAGAAUGCCAUCAGCGGUAUUUACAGCAUGUUGAACAGGCGUCGUGGCCAGGUCUCCAGCGAAGAGCAGAGGCCGGGAACGCCCAUGUUCACCGUCAAAGUGUACCUUCCCGUUAAUGAGUCCUUCGGCUUCAACAGUGAUCUCCACUCACAAACAGCUGGUUAUGCCUUCCCCCAGUGUGUGUUCGACCACUGGGAGAUCAUGAACUCUUACUAA
Molecule: messenger RNA, 252 nt
Organism: Suillus fuscotomentosus
Lineage: Eukaryota; Fungi; Basidiomycota; Agaricomycetes; Boletales; Suillaceae
Product: elongation factor G, III-V domain-containing protein
Exons: 1
Biological process (GO): translational elongation
Cellular component (GO): ribonucleoprotein complex; cytosol
Molecular function (GO): ribosome binding; GTPase activity; translation elongation factor activity
Source: RefSeq, a predicted model, not a curated record